CCGCGGCCGCUCCGCCAGCGCAGCGCUCUGCCAGCUGAUAGCCAGGACACAGACACCUCUGAAGUUCUGUGCAUGCUGUGCGCCUUUUUUUAUUUGCUGCAGCAAGAAAAGCCUUUUCUUUUAACCCGGCUUCCUUUGAAGAAGUAGCUCAGGAAGCUCCAUGGCCUCUCAAGAAUCUCAGGGACAAACCAAACUAAUCUUUAAGGAUUACCUCCCUGGUUCUUCUGACAUUCCUCAGCAGAAUGAGCCUGUUGAACCAACAAGUCUCUGGAAGCAAGCAUCACACACUCAUAAUUUGCCACCUGGUCUGGAGUACCUGAACCAGCUGGACCAGAUAAUUAUCCAUCAGCAAGUGGAGCUUCUGGAAGCCAUACUUGGCACAGAGACCUCCAGCAGAUACGAGAUAAAGAACCCCUUGGGACAAAGAGUUUACUUUGCAGUGGAAGAGAACGGCUGCUUUGACCGCAAGCUGUGCUCGCCCCUCAGGGCCUUCACCAUCAGCAUCGCGGACAACGCCGGCCGCGAGGUGAUCCGCGUCAUCCGGCCCCUCCGGUGCACCAGCUGCUGCUUCCCCUGCUUCCUGCAGGAGUUAGAAGUUCAGUCCCCGCCAGGUACAAUAGCUGGGUAUGUUGUACAGAACUGGGACCCUUUUCUGCCAAAGUUCACUAUACAGAAUGAAAGUAAAGAAGAUGUGCUGAAAAUAAUUGGCCCAUAUGCAACCUGUGGCUGUUUUGGAGAUGUUGACUUUGAGGUAAAAGCUCUCAAUGAGAUGACAACAAUCGGCAAAAUUUCCAAGUAUUGGUCUGGAUUUGUCAACAAUGUCUUCACCAACACCGCCAACUUUGGGAUCCAGGUCCCUGUGGAUCUCGACGUGAGGAUCAAGGCAGUCAUGAUUGGUGCUUGUUUCCUCAUUGACUUAAUGUUCUUUGAAAACUCUUUGGAUGGAUUAUAACAAGAUGACAGAAACAAUGAAAUAUGCAGAAUGUGUUUCAGUAGGUAAAAAUGAACAUAAAUUGAUCUUCUUGCUUUGAAGGCUUAUACAUUUCUAAUUCUUUUUCAUUUUCUUCCAGAAAUCGCUUGAGCUUUGGACAUGAUUUUGAACUGCAAAAAUCCUUGUUCCUCAUAGAAAAGACAGGGAGCUAAUGAUGAUGUUUAUUAAAAUAUGUCUCAUGUAAAUAAUAAUUUCCCACCUAUAUUUUUUAUGUGUCAUAGCUAAACACAUACUUUUCACAUAGAGCACUGUUGCUUUGGAACAGUGCUAUUCUCUUCUUUCUCUUUUGAUGUUCCUGCAUGGGAAAUCAUGAAAGAUUAGAUGAAGGCUUGCAGCAUCACUGAUGAAAGUCUAAGUUUAGAGAAGCCUUUGAUGUUUUGCAAGUGCUGGUACCAGUUUCUAACCACAUGAGGGUGUGUUCUGGGGGCUUUGCUUUUUUAUAAUUUUAGAAGUAAUUUUCUGAUUUGUUAUUUAAUUAAUAGUAGCAAACUGAUUUGAAAGUAACAAAUAUAAAGACAUACCCGACAGGAAGUUGAAGAUGUGAUCUAUUUCAGUGAAUUGAAGGAAUGGAAGUUACGUUUGCUAGUAAAUUAAUUUUGUGACAAAGAUUGUUUUAAUGAGGGGCAACCAGAAAUUAGGUUUCCAGCCCUAGACUUGGGAAUGUAAGUUCUCAUCUGAAAAUCUGGUCUUCCACUAUUUGCACUGAAGGCAGGCCAUAGAUGAAGUUUGAGUGAUGGUCCUGUGUGUGCUAGAGGCUCACAAAUCACUUCCCUUUGUACCAGCCAGGGUUAUGGAUCCUUGCUGCCAUCUGCUCAGGGCUUUCCUGAAAAGGUUUGUUCCUCUUUGUGAUAUCUGGUGGCCGGUAAUUUUUCAUUCAGACUUGCCUGAGGCCAUCCUAGGACAGAAUUAUUCUUUUCCUUUGUCAAGCUCAGGUAUUUUCUGUGAUGACCGGGCAGAAGGAGCUUUUUGCAGUUCAGCAGUUUCACAUGGUUGUUCAUUCCUGCAACCACACCUCAUCAGUGUUCCCAAACAGUUCCACCAACUUCUGCUAAUACAAGCUUCCUUUGUAGGAAUGAUAUAUAUGCAAGACAGGAACAGAUUUUUUUGCUGUUGUUGCAAAUUAUUUGCUGUAUGAACUUGCUUAUGCCUCUGAAAAACUCCCUUCAAUAAGCAAACCAGUCAGUACCAUAAAAUAUUGGUGGCAAACCCAAUUGCUCUCAUAGUCACCAGUCAACAGUUUCUAAGGGGAACAUUCUACAAAUCACUAGAAAUGCUGGAUUUUUUUUUCUUUUUUUUUUCCUUUUUUUUUAGUGUCAACCAGUAAUUCAAUUCUUGAAAACAACCAACACAUCAACGGAAAGAGAGGAGAUAAUGAAUAAUUCAUAAAAAUGAAAAAGAGCUAAAUUUAUCAGGUGAUUACUUCUCAACAAAUAUUUAGACUAAUUUUAAAUUAAUGUUCAUGGAUAUGAAUUCAAACACAGUGAAGUCAGGAAGUUGCAACUAACGUUCCCAUAGUGAAAUUAACUCAGGAAUGCUUAUAGAUUUAAACAGUAUGUUUUAGAUUAUAUACCACACUUAGGUAUUUAUACAGAUUUACAUAUGUCUUGAAAAUAAUUGUGGAUAACAAGCUCUGACAAUCAUCAUUAUCUGUUAACCAUUUCACUUCUGGCUCUCGCUGCGACUCGUAGCAGUGCAAUCAGGCUGCACGAAUUGGGAGCUCACAGAAAACCACUGCUGCCACCUUUCCCGGGAGAAGCGCCCUGUGAGCUUCGUGGGCCAGAAGCUCCCUCGUGUGGAAAUUCCGGAAUUUGCAGAGGAAUGCAGAGUUUGCAGAGGAAUGCAGAGUUUGCAGAGGAAUGCAGAAUUUGCAGAGGAAUGCAGAGUUUGCAGAGGAAUGCAGGAUGCUUUUUGCUGUUCUCGCUGUUCUCACACUGGUGCCGUUCUGUUAAAUGCCCGACCUCUGUGCCUGAAUGUAGACUGAGAAAAAGAACCAGUUUAUUUUUUUUUCUCUUUAAAUCCCUUUGCCAUCUUAGACAGAAGUCACUGCUCUUGUAGCCCAUAAUCUUGGGUCUCACGCACUGUUACUGAGCUGUGUGUGUCUGAACACUUGGCUGUAUUCAGUGCCUUAAGAUCAGCAGGAUCCCCACCUAUCUUUCACUUUUCCUCUGCAAUUUCCGGUCUUCUUGUGGCCCUUAAGCCAAAGAUGUCUCUAAGCAGCCUCAUUGUGGUCAACACAAAAUAAGUUUUUAUUUAGCUGCAGGGCUAAAUUUAGCUGUGAGUGUCCAUGUAUAUACUUUGUAGGUAAGCAAUAUGUGCAUAUAAUUUUCAGUUAAUUCCAACCAGAUGAUAACACUGGAUUUCUCACACUUAGUGACUUUGUUGCUGUUUUUUUUUGUUUUAAUACAAAUGUUUUUUGCUGUUAAUGUGUAUGUAUAUGAGUAAGUUUGAAUGCCUCUGUUUACGUUCAGGGGCAGCUUCUGGGACAUACAAGAACAGGCUCAUCCUCUGGAUAAAACAAGCAGUGGGGCUGGGACAGCUCUUGGUGCUUAGAACUCCCUCAGCAGGCUGCUUGACCUCUGUGCCACCCUUCUGCAUCCUGGUGGAAAUUCAGUGCCAAUGCCAGUGCUUUUCCAGCUGGGAGAUCUCUCCUCUAAACCACAGCUGCCACUCAGGGCAGGUAUCCAUCCUCAGCAGAGUUCAUGGAUUCUGCAUGAUGUUGCUAAAGAAGAGCUAAUGUGUUCUAAGAUCUUAAUAACCCGCAGCUCUAACUAGUAACUCUUAUUAACAGCAAUGUGUUUCACGUUGUGGGAGCCACAUAUGCUCACUUUUCACAGAACCCUUGGGCUAGGAGUGGGUCCCAAAGGAGAAUUCAGUAUCUCCCAAAGGGUCACAGAGUUUUUCUAAAGCAAAUUCAUAUCCUGGAUUUCAUCUAGAAAGAAAUGUGAUUGCUCUAAAGAAACAGAAAUUUUACUUAAUCCAGCCAAGCAAAUAUUUCUGAUCAGUAGCCGAACUGUAAACCUGCGUAGUUCACACUGCUUGUGUUCAGUAGAUGGCAGCAACAGCUCAUUAUGACAGUAUUUAGCUUUUCACACAUCACAAGCUGCACCCAGGAUGCCGAUGGAAGUUCAACAUACCUUUAACCUCUGAUUAAAUUCUGCUCUUAACUGAAGGAUUUUAUUUUCUCUGUCUAUAUUAAACCUUUGCCACACAAUACUGGAUUAUCUUUAUUGCCUGCAAUUUACAGCUGACCUGUUAGUUAUUUUAUGAGAUCUGGUCAGGGCAUGGGCAGAAUAAAGUCUAC
This is a messenger RNA of Haemorhous mexicanus (house finch), 4292 nucleotides long. Its product is annotated as phospholipid scramblase family member 5-like. Gene Ontology annotation, cellular component: plasma membrane. Gene Ontology annotation, biological process: plasma membrane phospholipid scrambling. The coding region runs from base 161 to 952 and encodes 263 amino acids. The record is from RefSeq and is a predicted model, not a curated record. NCBI's taxonomy places the organism in Eukaryota, Metazoa, Chordata, Aves, Passeriformes, Fringillidae. Gene Ontology annotation, molecular function: phospholipid scramblase activity. The transcript has 7 exons.